Molecule: messenger RNA, 1294 nt
Organism: Ichthyophthirius multifiliis
Lineage: Eukaryota; Ciliophora; Oligohymenophorea; Hymenostomatida
Product: protein kinase domain protein
Exons: 2
Source: RefSeq, a predicted model, not a curated record
CCAACAAAACAAAAAUUCAAUCCGCUAAAAGUUAAAAAACACAUUAUUUGUAGGAGUAGAUAAAAAAAUAAAUCCUGAAGAAAACACUUUGGAUAUUCCUAAAUUCCCAAAAUAACCAUAAUGCUCUUUAAAAGAAUAUAAUAAUGAUAUCAACCUAUAAUAAUAAUAAUAAACACAUAUUAAAAAAAUUUAAACUGAAGAAUGUAUUAAAAAUGAAACAUACUAAAAUUCAAACUAAUAAUUAGAUUAGUCACCAUCAAAAAACCCAAAAAUAAAUUCCACUUUAGAUGAUUUUAACGAAAAAUACAUUCUUGAAAAAACACUAGGGUAGGGAUGUCAUGCAAUUGUAAAAACAUGCAAAAAUAAAUUAUCUGGCAAAACAUUUGCCGUAAAAAUAAUCCGAAAUGGCGACAUAGAGAUAAUAUCUGCUAUAAUCCGUUCAUUUAAAAUACUCAAAAGUCUUAAUCAUAAAAGCAUUAUUAAACCAUAUGAACUAUUUAUAAAUUAAGAAACAGAAAAAAUAUUUUAUGUUAUGGAAUAUUGCUAAUAUUCACCAUUAAGUCACUUACUUUAGCAUAAAAAAAUUCCCCAAAAUAAACAAAAAAGUAUCAUAAGGAGUAUUUUUAAAACACUCUCCUAUUUGCAUUAGGAAGGAAUUUCUCAUAGGGACUUAAAGCCUGAUAAUAUUCUAGUAAAUGAAGGUGAUUUCGAAUAAAUAAAAUUUAUUGACUUCGAAGUAUCUAAAAAAUUUAAAUAAAUCUCUUUUAAAAAUUUUAAAUAAGUCCCCAUAGUACAAGAAAUGUGGACCCGCACAGGUACUUUAGACUAUUAAGCCCCUGAAAUAUUCAUUUCCGCCGGAUACUCAGAAUCUGUGGAUGUAUGGUCGUUAGGAGUAGUUUGUUAUGAAAUAUUUUUGGGGACUUUACCAUUUAGAAGUGAGUAUGUAUCAGAUACUAUAGAAUUAAUUACUUCUGGAAAUCUAGAUGAGGAGAAAAUGAAAUAUUUAGAUAUAACAAGAAAAGAUUUAUUAAAAAGGAUUUUAAAAAAGAACCCAAAAGAUAGACUUAAUGCAGUAGAAGUAUUAAUACAUCCAUAUUUUUUAGAAAAUGGAGACCUAGUUUAAAGGGAAGAGAAAAUAAAACUUUUUAGUAGUUAAUUUUGUAGGAAUUUUCAAACUAACGGUGAAAACGGAGUUAUAGUUUCAAGUUAAUUUAUUGGUAAAAAGAAAAAAUAUUAUAAAUAAAAAACUUCUGUUUAAGAAACGGAAAAAGAAGAAUACAAAAAAUAUAGUAGA